UCCGGCCCGUAGCGCGGAGUGGCAGGGAUCGUGAUGCGUCGGGGGACCUGAAAGUUGGGUUCUCGGCCGGUUUUGGCGAGUUUUGGUAUUCGAGUCGUGAAUCUCGUUGACGAAGAAUUCCCGUUUGCGAGAUGGAUUUGUCUGAUGUUAGCGAGGAGCUGGCUCUUAUCGAGGGGCAGAUCAACGAUGUCUUUCGGGCUUUAUCAAAUGGGUUUCAGAAACUGGAGAAGAUCAAAGACCCAAAUAGACGGAGUCGGCAGUUAGAAGAAUUGACUGACAAGAUGAGGGAAUGCAAGAGGCUUAUCAAAGAAUUUGAGAGAGCCGUGAAGGAAGAGGAGAGUCGAAAUACUCACAACACGAACAGGAUGCUGAACGAGAAAAAGCAAUCAAUGAUCAAAGAACUGAACUCUUAUGUUGCUCUGAAGAAGCAGCAUGCAAGUGAAAACAAACGAAUUGAUCUUUUUGAUGGCCCUGGUGGCGGAGAUGUGUUUGCAGAAGAAAAUGUUCGAUUGGCAUCAUCUAUGACCAAUGAACAAUUGAUAGAUUCUGGACACCGUAUGAUGGAUGAAACAGAUCAGGCAAUUGAACGAUCAAAGCAGGUUGUUGAAGAGACUAUCAAUGUUGGAGCAGAGACAGCGGCUGCUUUGAAGGCACAGACUGAGCAAAUGAGUAGAAUUGUGAAUGAAUUGGAUUCGAUCCAUUUUUCAAUGAAGAAGGCAUCCCAACUGGUGAAGGAACUUGGCAGACAGGUUGCAACUGAUCGAUGCAUAAUGGCAAUGCUUUUCCUGAUCGUCAUUGGUGUUGUAGCAAUCAUAAUUGUGAAGCUUGUGAAUCCAAAUAACAAAGACAUUUCGGAUAUUCCUGGACUUCCUCCUCCAGCCAAUCGAAAACUUCUUUGAUGUCUGCGGCAGUUGUAUUCUUUCACUCAUCAAUUUCUCCUGCUAUCAUUUGUCAUCCAGUUAGUAUUAUGACUGGAUAUAUUCUUUGUUUAUUUGUUGUAUCUGUCGUCACCACUUUUAAUGCUUUCUAUUGUUUGUAAUGGUGAA
Messenger RNA from Musa acuminata AAA Group (dessert banana), 1046 nucleotides. Its product is annotated as novel plant SNARE 11-like. Bases 132 to 899 code for a protein of 255 amino acids. Lineage: Eukaryota; Viridiplantae; Streptophyta; Magnoliopsida; Zingiberales; Musaceae. Gene Ontology annotation, cellular component: late endosome membrane; Golgi apparatus; SNARE complex. Gene Ontology annotation, biological process: vesicle fusion; retrograde vesicle-mediated transport, Golgi to endoplasmic reticulum. The transcript is spliced from 10 exons. The record is from RefSeq and is a predicted model, not a curated record. Gene Ontology annotation, molecular function: SNARE binding; SNAP receptor activity.